Cryptomeria japonica (Japanese cedar) is the source of this 870-nucleotide messenger RNA. RefSeq lists its product as uncharacterized. The transcript has a single exon. Bases 1 to 870 code for a protein of 289 amino acids. The record is from RefSeq and is a predicted model, not a curated record. Lineage: Eukaryota; Viridiplantae; Streptophyta; Pinopsida; Cupressales; Cupressaceae.
AUGGAGGCAGAAAACAAGUCUAAAGGUGUGCCCAUGCCAAUGCAAUUUCCUCCGCAGCCAUCUAUGCCUCAGCCUAUGUCAUCCAGUGUUGGUAGUGGUAGUGCUAUUCAUAGUGUGGAUGCCAUAAAAGGAAAGGGAAAGGCUAGUGAUAUUGGGCAGCCAAGAUCAGUUGAUAAUAUAUUCAAUGUGCAGGGACGGGCUUUGACAAAGUCUUCCACUGCUAAAUUUUUUUAUGCCCAUGCCAUCCCAUUUCAUGUGGCCUGUUCUUCUUACUUCAAAAAAAUGGUCAAAUAUAUAGCUAUUCUUGGUCCCUCUUUUGUACCCCUUAGAGAUCAUAAAGUACGCAGUACCCUCCUUGACAAAGCAUAUUGUAAGGUGAGUUUGGUGAUGGAGGACAUGAGGCGAACUUGGAUGAGGACAAGUUCUACUGUGAUGGAUGGGUGGACCAAUAUUAAACAUCAGCCACUGAUCAUCAUAGUCACAUGCACGGUUGGAUCUUAUUUUCUUAGAGCCAUUGAUUGUUCAAGGAAAAGAAAGGAGGUAGACUUUCAAUUUAACAUUUUGAGAGAGGCCGUAGACGAGGUUGGGGCCUCAAAUGUUGUUCAGGUGAUCACUAAUUCAGCAUGUGUGUGCAAAUUGGUUCGCUUAAUCGUGCAGGGUGCUUACAAGCACAUCUUUUGGACAUAUUGUGUUCAUGCAUUGAACAAUGCAAUGAAGGACAUAGAGAAAUUAGAUUGGGUAAAGGAAGUGGUGGCACAAGCUAGAAAUAUUCAAAUGUUCAUUUGCAAUCAUUACACCUCACUUGUUCUCUUCAUGACUUUUUUAAAGAAGGAAUUUCACAAAUAUGUGGAGACAAAAUACGUUAGUUAA